GGUGCAAUUUGGGAAGGAUGGGAAGAAAGAAAGUAGGGUGACUUGAGAGAUGACAUCAUUCCUCAUUUGAAUAAAUCUCAGCCGGGGUAGUGAUUGGUUGUGAGCUGGAGAAAGUCGAGUUACUUGGCUAUUCAUCCCUUUCAAUUUCACCCCCGCGCGCAAUGCCGUGGUAAAACCCUCUCCGCCUGUCCAUCCGUCCCGGCCAGUAGAGAUUGUCUGCGUGGACUGCAAAUCGCUUUUCCUUUCUUUGGAAGGGACGUGCAAUCACUUCUUAAAUCGGCGGUCGACAGAAGUUUCUUGGUAAUCUGGCUGCUGUACUUUGGCCUGUUUUUCAUCUCGUUCGGUUUCAUUUUCCAAUUUGUUACACUUUGUAUUCGAGGAUUCUGAAAGGAGUCGGAGGAUAUUGUCAAACACUGGGCGUAGCUGGAGAUCAAGCUAUAGCCAGCAACACUGCGUUGAUCAGACUCCACCAUCACCUGAGAGCAGUCACCAUCUUCAGUCUCAAGCUCUCCAGCCCUCCUCUGCAGAGACGGACAGCCAGGACUGAGGGGAGAUGAAACCAGAUGGGGUUGCCACGGCAGCAAUGGAGCCAAUGGAAGCACUGGACGCCGAUCCGGUAAACGAGCCAGUUGUGAUGGGAGAGGAGCCUAACCAGGCUGCGCCGGCACCUCAGACGGAGGGAGUUGGCCUGCAGGGAGAGAUGGGGCAGGGCGAGCCUCAUCCAGAGCCAGCCCAGGUGGCCCCCACCAAGACGGGAAACAGCAAGGCUACAGCAGACCCAAAAGCCAAGACCAAGGCCCCCGCUGCUAAGACAAAGCCUGGGACCACCACCACAAUUAAGACCACGGCCGGACCAGGGUCUCGACCCAACACCGCCCAGAGCCGACUGACCAAUGGGGUUUCCAAGCCACAUGCCAACGGAGUGGCCAAGAAGACCACCACUGGAGCCCCAGAGAAGACCACUCCCAAGAGGCCCGUAGGCACAACCGUUGCCCCUACCACUAAGACCACCUCCAAGGUUGGUGAGAAGAAGCCAGCGGGCACCACCCGCCCUGCCUCGGCUCCUGCUGCCACCAAUGGGGUGAAGGCCACCACAGGAACAGCAGCAAAGAAGACACCUGCCGCGCCAACUAAUGGUGUCAAAGCCACCACCACCGCUGCUAAGAAGCCCACAGCUCCCCGGCCUGUCUCUGCAGCUACCACCAAGCCCAGCACUGCCGCCGCUCCCAAGCCUGAUAGGCCUCCUGUUUCCAAGACAACCAGGCCUGCCACUGGUGCUCCAGGAUCUCGCCCUGCCUCUGCUGCAGCCAGGCCAGCCACAGCCAUCACAGCCAAGAGCUCCACAUCCACAGCCAAGCCUGGCACCCCCACGGCUAAAACCACCUCCACCACUCCCAGACCAGCCUCUGUCAAAGCCGUCUCUACAACACCCUCAGCUGGACGGACCCCGACAUCACAGCCCUCAAAAACUCCCAUCAAGAAAGAUGUUACCAAAUCAGCCACCAAGAAGCCUGCAGUGGCUCCUCUCACUCGUACCUCACCAGCCAAGACCACCAAACCUGAGACUCCCAAAUCAGCCUCCGCAUCCAAGCCAGACUCCACCCCCAAGAAGCCGGCUGCCAGCAGCAAGGCCGCAGACACCAAGAAGACGCCAAGCAAGCCUACGCCUUCAAAGGAUGUCAGUGCUGGCCCCAAGACCCCUAGUACCAAGCCAGCAGGGAAGGCUUCCACCCCUAAGAAGACUGUGGGCAGCAACACCCCCAUGGCAGUAAAGCGUGGCCCCAAACCCACAACGGCGGCAGAGACUGGUGAGACCCAGGACGCCGCUGCUGCCAUAGCUGCAGCUUCCUCGGCUGCUGUAGUCUCCAUGGCAACCUCGGAAGAAGCAGUGGUGGCUGCAGUCCCAGAGGAGAAGGAGACUGUGCCCCCUCAGGCCAGCCAGCCAAAGGAGGCCCCAGAGGCCUUUAUCUCUCAGCUGUCAGCUCAGCUGGACCUGGUCCACCUGGAAGAGCCAGCAGACACAGUGUCUCCCCUGGGCACCACGGUCAUGUCUCCUCCAUGCUCCCCCAUUGGGCCCAUGUCCCCGGUCAGGGAGCCCCAGAAUGCCUCUGCUCUGCUGGACAUGCACGUCCAGCCAGAACCCAGGUCCCAGAGCCAGUCUGCCAUGGCUCCACAGAGUCCAGUCCAGGAGGAGGUGAUUUUCCAGCCAGACUCCUGGGCCCAGAACCAGUCUGCCAUGUCUCCACAGAGCCCGGUCCAGGAGGAGGUGAAGGUCCAGCCAGACUCCUGGGCCCAGAACCAGUCUGCCAUGUCUCCACAGAGCCCUGUCCAGGAGGAGGUGAAGGUCCAGCCAGACUCCUGGGCCCAGAACCAGUCUGCCAUGUCUCCACAGAGCCCGGUCCAGGAGGAGGUGAAGGUCCAGCCAGACACCUGGGCCCAGAACCAGUCUGCCAUGUCUCCACAGAGCCCUGUCCAGGAGGAGGUGGUGAAGGUCCAGCCAGACUCCUGGGCCCAGAAUCAGUCUGCCAUGUCUCCACAGAGCCCGGUCCAGGAGGAGGUGAAGGUCCAGCCAGACUCCUGGGCCCAGAACCAGUCUGCCAUGUCUCCACAGAGCCCGGUCCAGGAGGAGGUGAAGGUCCAGCCAGACUCCUGGGCCCAGAACCAGUCUGCCAUGUCUCCACAGAGCCCGGUCCAGGAGGAGGUGAAGGUCCAGCCAGACUCCUGGGCCCAGAACCAGUCUGCCAUGGCUCCACAGAGCCCGGUCCAGGAGGAGGUGAAGGUCCAGCCAGAUGAGCAGCAGGACCUCCUCAUGCCCUCCUCUUCAGCCCCUCCUGCGUUCAGCAUGAUGUCUCAGCCCAUGGAUGAGUUCACCUCAGGGGUCCUGGUCUCUCCCUCUCAGGACCAGGAGGAGGCAGUGGAGAAGGCAGAUGAGGAGAUCAACGAAGAUGAUGACAAUGAUGACAAUGAGGAAGAAGAGAGGACGGUGGGCAAGCCGACAUCACUAUUUGACAUGAGUAGCUCUCAGCCCUCUGAGGAGGCAAAGCCUGCAGGCUUUGGUGGUGCCACCAGUUGGCAUGGGGAUGACCUCUUGUCAGGGAUGGACUCUGAGGAUGUGAGCAGUAUGAGCAGCCGCCUGCAGGGGUCGUCAGAGAUGAGCAGCACCCAGCACACGGGCCUGCUGCAGGGUACCCAGAGCUCCGACGCCCUGGUAGACUCCAGCCUCAAGGGCUCCGAAGGAGAAGGGACCUUCAUGUGCUCCCUCGAUGUGGAGACCCUGGCCAUCGAGGAGGAUGAAGAUGAGGAAGAGGAUAGGAAAGUGUGCAAGCCGACAUCACUAUUUGACAUGAGUAGCUCUCAGCCCUCUGAGGAGGCAAAGCCUGCAGGCUUCGGUGGUGCCACCAGUUGGCAUGGGGAUGACCUCUUGUCAGGGAUGGACUCUGAGGAUGUAAGCAGUAUGAGCAGCCGCCUGCAGGGGUCGUCAGAGAUGAGCAGCACCCAGCACACGGGCCUGCUGCAGGGUACCCAGAGCUCCGACGCCUUGGUAGACUCCAGCCUCAAGGGCUCCGAGGGAGAAGGGGCCUUCAUGUGCUCCCCCGAUGUGGAGACUCUGGCCAUCGAGGAGGAGCGAGUUGAUGUUGAUGAUAUGGACUUGAGCUCAGAGCGGGCAGUGGACCACCGGAAGGUGUGUCAGCAGGAGGAUGAGGAGGAGGAGGAUGAUGAAGAUGUGGAGAUGCCCAGCGAAGGGGUGACGGAGAGUGGACUGGAGAGUUGUGGGAACGCAGACGAGGACGACUACACAGAGGAGGACCGCUUGGAUAACCUUAGCCGUUCACCCAUCCCACCUUCCUCAGCCUGGGGUCAGACAAACCCCUUCACUGACCCCUGGGCCCAGCCCCACCUCUCCUCCCCCCACACCGCCUCCAGCCCCCUGUCUGACCACGGGGCUGACGGCCCUGAGACGCCCACCCAGUCCUCUGCCCAGGCCUGGUUGGAUCUCAGUGCCCCCUCUCUGAUGCUCCAGUCAGAGCAGCCCUCAGAGCCUCAGUCUGCCCCUGAGGAGAUGGAGAGCUCUGCCCCAGUGGAGGCCUCUGCUCCCCCAGGGCCCCAUGCUGUGGGCAUGUCUCAGUCCAGCACCCUGAGUGGCACGGCCCUGGCCGUCCACAGCAGCAGUGAAACCAGCACUCCCGAGGAGCUCCGUGACUAUGACAGCAGCUCCGGGGUGGAGUCACGCUCUGACAAGCAGCAGACUCCCGUGCCAUCCAAUGUGCAACCUGACCUGGAGCAGGACUUGGGCAUCCAUCUGGAGCGAGGUGACGAGGAGGAGGAGGCUGAGACGCUCCCUGCUGACGAGGUCCUGGGAGCAGGCCCUCCUACUGCCCCUGCCUCUGCCCCCUCCUCCCCCUCCACCUCGGGAGACGAGGCCAGCGACAUGGAGGGUGAGAUGCAGAUCAACGACCCAGAUGUCCCCGUCACCAUGGAUGACAGCGCUGAGUUCGACAGCCCACCGUCCACCUGUAUCCUGCCUGCCCUGAAAGAGGAGGUGGUGGAGGUGCCGGCCGGAGAAGGAGAGGAGGACGGGGGUGGCGGCACGCCCCAGUCUGCCAACUCAGUGGCGUCUUACGGCUUUGACUGCACCAUGUCCAACUCCAACGCCCACUCCACUGCCGAGAGCUGCGGUAAGAGUCCCGGCAUCUUCUCCCUGGAGAACGAGGACCAGUUGCCCGAGGAGGCCAAGGACCCCUCCCUCAUCAAGGAGCUGACCCUGCCUGCAGCGGCCGCCCAGUCAGAGGAGCUGCUGGGAGGCCCUGUAGACCUGCUGCCCCUGGGCCAGCCUGGGGACCAGCACCACUACAUGCUGGGGGGGAAGAUUGAUGCUGACGACCUGGAGGUCAACACCCUGGAGGUCACCCUCCGCCUGGGGCCCCAGCAUGCCGGGGAGGCCAGCGAGGGCCAGCCACCCUACUACUCUGCUAUAUGCGAUAAGACUGAUAGCUUUCUGGCAGGUAACGUAUAAGUCCCUACCCCUGGAAUGCACCUUCUCCCCCGCCCCCCCCCCCCCCCUUGUUGUUCUUAGUUUUUCUCUCGAGGUGGGUUAGAUGGUUUAGAAAAACAAGCAAAUGAUGGUAGGAAACAAAAGGCAAGGGGAACGAAAAAGACUGUAGAUCAGUGAAGCCUCCCUCUUUCAUACUACUAUUAUGGUUAUGAAUGUAUGGCACUACUUUAUGUACACUAGCUACUAGCUACCAUUUUCUAUUAGAAUGUUCUUUUUAAGUAACACUGCGUAACCCCUGAGGGGGUAUUGACUGACUGGUCCGUUGGGACAAAGCUCUUAAAAGAAAAGGAGGAGUAAAAGGAGAAUGGACUCUACCUACAUGUGUAUUUAUCCUACUGUUUUUACCAAACAAAUGUCAAUGAUUAUGUUUUUGUACUUGUUUUGUUGGAACCCGGUUCUCCCUCCCCUAUGUGCACGCUCCAUUUGAUCCUGCACCGUAGCGAUAUCCUACUCUUCUUUUUUUACAAGUUUGUCGUUUUGCUUUCAACACCAUUUUCGUAUCUAAUAAAGGCUAGAUAUUUAACAUGGCUUUCCUCCCCUUACAGUUUUCUUAAGGCCCGUAUGAGAGUGUUCGAUUUGAAGUUUGUCUAGUUUUAAUUUGCGCUGCAGGAAGUUUGCCUCUCCCUGCAUAGAUUAUCGUGGCAAGUAACGUUGUCAUGUACAGUGUGUUUUGAGGCAUCUGUUUUAAGUGGUCAUGCUUCACGCCUCUCUUAGUUGAUCAUUUGUGCUUCAGAACCAACUAACAACUAUUUGUGGGGAAAAAACCUGCAUUCCUCUGCAUUUAGAAUUGACGCUCACUGAAAACGCUUUUCUCACUGAAACGCUUUUAGUGAUAUUGGAUAUUUCAACUUGCAUGUACUAACAUUGAAAUUGUAUCUGAUUAAACCAUUAUACACUAGGGAUGUUCAUAAAUGAAUGGUUCAUGCUAAGUAGGUUUUUCAAAAUUCCAUUAAACAUCAUUGCAAGGCA
Molecule: messenger RNA, 6022 nt
Organism: Oncorhynchus nerka (sockeye salmon)
Lineage: Eukaryota; Metazoa; Chordata; Actinopteri; Salmoniformes; Salmonidae
Product: mucin-5AC-like
Exons: 5
Coding region: 554-5014 (1486 amino acids)
Source: RefSeq, a predicted model, not a curated record